Messenger RNA from Dreissena polymorpha, 5657 nucleotides. Its product is annotated as histone deacetylase 6-like. Lineage: Eukaryota; Metazoa; Mollusca; Bivalvia; Myida; Dreissenidae. Gene Ontology annotation, molecular function: zinc ion binding; histone deacetylase activity. Bases 183 to 3401 code for a protein of 1072 amino acids. Gene Ontology annotation, cellular component: histone deacetylase complex. The record is from RefSeq and is a predicted model, not a curated record. Gene Ontology annotation, biological process: chromatin organization. The transcript has 37 exons.
CUAUUGGAUGAAAUCCAUGUUUGUAGAAAAUAGCCGUUAGCAUUGGUUAUCUACCUUAUAAACAAAACAACCAGAUUUGGCAGAAAUUAGCACGGGUGUCUCUUUAAACGUUUAUUUCCCUCAGAAGUGGCAAAGCACAGUUUUCUCUUCAGACUUGUCAACAUUCGAAGCUGAGUGAGGCAAUGGACCAAAAAGAGGGUACUGGUACAGGACCCAAGUCAGAGACUGUGAGCCUUGCAGAGGCCAUGGAGAGAGGGAGGGAAGCAAAGAGGCAGGCAGAGGCAAAGGAGGAAGAGGAGAGGCUGAGGAAGGUACAGGAUGCGACAAGGAGAGGGGAGGAAGUGGUGGACUCGGAGGGAGAAGAUGGCUAUGAUCACAUGCUUAUUGAAGGGCUGUCUGAAGUUGCAUUGCUGAUGAAGAAGCCAGAUACAACCGCUGGGACGGGGUUUGUGUACGAUGAGAUGUGUUUGCUUCACAAGAAUGAGUGGCACCCAGGACAUCCAGAGAAACCGGCCCGGGCUGCUCGCUCCUACCAGAGAUGUGAGGAGCUCGGUCUGAUAGACAGGUGCAAACGUAUACAGUCCCGGUUUGGCACGGAGGACGAGGUGCUCCUUGAGCACACGCGACCUCACCUUGACCUGGUCAUGUCCACCAGCAGCAUGGACCUGGACGGCUUGAAGGACCUCUCACGGAGGACAGAGGAUGUCUACUUUAAUCAGGAGACAUACCAGUGUUCUCUACUCAGCCUGGGCAGUACAGUGGAGAUCACAGAGAGAAUACUGAGGAAGGAGGUGCGAAAUGGAUUUGCUUUAGUAAGACCUCCUGGCCACCAUGCUAUGACAGAGGCUUGCUGUGGGUUCUGCUUCUUCAACAAUGUUGCCAUAGCAGCCAAGAGAGCCAUUGAAGAGUGGGGAGUGAAAAAGAUCCUGAUAGUUGACUGGGAUGUGCAUCAUGGUCAGGCCACACAACAGAUGUUCUACAAUGAUCCCAGGGUGCUGUAUUUCUCCAUCCAUCGCUAUGAGUAUGGCAGGUAUUGGCCCCAACUGAGAGAGUCUGACUAUGACUUCAUCGGGGAGGGAGACGGUCUGGGAUAUAACAUCAAUGUGCCCAUCAACAAGACAGGCUGUGGAGACAGUGACUAUCUGGCCAUUCUGCACCAAGUGUUGAUGCCUAUAGGCUAUCAGUUUUCACCCGAGCUUGUGCUUGUCUCGAGUGGUUAUGAUGCUGCCAUUGGCGAUGUUAAGGGUCAGAUGUUGGUGACCCCUGCAGCCUACGCCCACUUUGUGCACAUGAUGUCCCAGUUAGCAGAGGGGAGGGUGUGUGUUGUCCUCGAGGGUGGCUACAACCUCAAGUCCCUGUCUGAAGGCGUGGCACUCAGUGUGAGGUCGUUGCUAGGAGACCCCUGUCCACUCCUGAAAACCACAGAGGAGCCGUCUGAUAGCGUUACAGAGAGCAUUCUAAAUGUGAUGAAGGUGCUGGCUCCAUACUGGUCGUGUCUUGCCUACCAGACUCCUCUGGAAGAUAAUGAGCUGUGUGCGUUCCCAGGAGUAAACACAGACCCACCAGUGGAAGGUGUAAAGUUCAUAACAGAAGACACCCGCCCCAAGGAGUAUACCCUGAGCUAUGAGUACCCGUUUGAGACAGUGGAGAAGUAUUUCAAAGCUGAACACGAGUGGACAGCAAGGAUUGAUGCCCUCAUAGCAGAAACUAACCUGGCAGUGCCACCAAAUAGGACCUGCCUGGUAUAUGACCCAGCCAUGAAAGCCCACAAACCGUAUGCCAUGCCCGGCCACCCAGAGAAGCCAGAGCGUAUCUCUAGAGUAUUUGACAAGCACAAAGAUUGGGGACUUGUUGAGAGAUGUUUGAAGCUGGAGAGUCGACUUGCAAAUCAGGAGGAACUGGAGUUAUGUCACAGCGGUGAACACAUUGCCAACUUGAAAGUGUCUGAGAGUUUUGGGCCAAAAGAGAUACAAGAUUUCACAGACCAGUUCACUUUGCCUGAUGAACGAAUCCCCACUUUUGUACACAAUGAAACCAACAACUCUGCAAAGCUGGCUGUUGGCAGCACACUGAACGUGGUUGAUACAGUCAUGUCUGGCCAGGCUGUGAAUGGAGUUGCAAUAGUGAGGCCUCCAGGACACCAUGCGGAGUCUGGCAGACCCAUGGGCUUCUGCUUCUUCAACACCGUUGCAAUAGCAGCCAAGUACGCCCAGAAGAAGUAUGGUGUUAAGAAGGUGUUAAUAGUGGACUGGGAUGUUCACCAUGGUAACAGCACACAGGAGAUGUUCUAUGAUGAUCCCAGGGUGCUGUACAUAUCCAUUCAUCGUUAUGAUGGAGGCAGUUUCUUCCCUGGCUCCAGUGAAGGUGAUCGUUUCAUGGUAGGACGGGGAGACGGCACGGGCUUCAAUGUGAACAUUCCUUGGCAUGGGGGAGGCAAAGGAGAUGCAGAAUAUUUGGCAGCUUUCCAACAGAUUGUGAUGCCGAUUGCAUAUGAGUUUGCUCCAGAGCUUGUGCUGGUCUCAGCUGGUUUUGAUGCGGCCCUGGGGGAUCCAUUGGGUGGCUGCAAGGUUACGCCUGCUGGCUAUGGUCACAUGACCCACAUGCUGAGUGGACUGGCCAAUGGGAGAGUGAUCCUGGUCCUUGAGGGUGGAUACAACCUGGUGUCAAUAGCUAACAGCAUGGCUACCUGUACCUCGGUCCUACUUGGAGACCCUGUCCCACAGUGGAGAUAUGAGCAGCCCUCAAAUAUUGCGGUGAUGACCAUUGGAGAGGUGCUGGACACACAGAAGAAAUACUGGAAGUCACUGAAGUUCAGAGUUGCAAUACCGUUGAAGAAACAGAAUGAACAGGACACUUCUGAUACUGAUGAUUCUAUUUAUAGUGAAACAAAGGGGGCAGAUAAAGGGAUGGAUGAGCUGACAAAGAACAUGGGAGAUCUUGAAGUGACCAAUGUGGGAGACCAGUCCAAGAUGGGGGCAGAGGGUGGAGCCAGCCAGGGAGCUGUAGGGGGCUCUGAACGAUUCUCAUCCAACCGGCAGCUGCUUCAGCAUUAUGAAAACCAGGGAGUGCAAGCCAUGUAUGCUGUAGAGCCUUUAAGAUACUGUGACCACCUGAAGGAGGUGUCCCCUCUACCAGAGUGUGGUUUGAACGUUGACGACCCAUGUACAGAGUGCAAUGCAACAGGAGAGAACUGGGUCUGUCUUGUCUGCUUCAAGGUGUUUUGUAGCCGCUAUGUUAACAGUGACAUGGUGAAACAUGGAAAGUCAGCUGACCACCCUGUUGUGUUGAGCUACGCAGACCUCUCUGUCUGGUGUUACAAGUGCGACAACUAUCUUGAUAAUGAGAUAUUGCGCCCAGCAAAGAAUGCAGCCCAUAACAGCAAGUUUGGAGUCGAGAUUUGAAAAUUUUGAUUGUAUUUCUGUUAUAUUGUUUGUGUUGGGACUUUGGAAUUUAUUUUAUAUUGUGGGUGUUGGGACUUUGGAAUUAAUUAUUUCUAAUUUAAAAAAUAGUUCAACAAUCAUUAUAAAAUCAUUAGUAAAAAAGGUUAUUGUGGUGUACUUGAGAAACAAUUUAAAAUGUAAAUAUUAUUCUUAAAUACAUUAAUGAUCAGACUUUUGAAAUGUAAUUAUACCCCCACAAACGAAGUUUAGGGGGGUAUAUAGGAGUGAACUUGUCUGUCAGUUGGUCGGUCUGUCUGUCGGUCCGUAUUAAGUGUCCGCUCACUAAUUCAAGUAGUUUUCACCCGAUCUUCACCAAACUUGGUCAGAAGUUGUAUCUACAUGAUGUCUAGGCCAAGUUCGAACAUGGUCCUUGCCAGGUCAAAAACAAGGUCCGAGUCACUUAGUGCGUUUUAAACAUUCAGCAUGUUGUCCGCUCUCUAAUUCAAGUAGUUUUCAUCCGAUCUUCACCAAACUUGGUCAGAAGUUGUAUCUAGAUGAUGUCUAGGCCAAGAUAGAACAUGGGCCUUUCUGGGUCAAAAACUAGGUCACGGGGUCACUUAGUGCGUUUUAAGUAUUCAGCAUGUUGUCCGCUCUCUAAUUCAAGUAGUUUUCAUCCGAUCUUCACCAAACUUGGUCAGAAGUUGUAUCUAGAUGAUCUUAAGGCCAAGUUCGAACAUGGGCCUUGCCGGGUCAUAAACUAGUUCACGGGAUCACUUAGUGCGUUUUUUAACAUUCAGCAUGGUGUCCUCUCUCUUAUUAGCUCAUCUAUUUUUUGAAAAAAAAUUAUGAGCUAUUGUCAUCACCUUGGCGUCGGCGUUGGCGUCCGGUUAAGUUUUGCGUUUAGGUCCACUUUUCUCAGAAAGUAUCAAUGCUAUUGCAUUCAAACUUGGUUCACUUACUAACUUUCAUGAGGGGACUGGGCAGGCAAAGUAAGAUAACUCUGGCGUGCAUUUUGACAGAAUUAUGUGUCCUUUUUAUACUUAGAAAAUUGAAAAUUUUGGUUAAGUUUUGUGUUUAGGUCCAUUUUAUUCCUUAAGUAUCAAAGCUAUUGCUUUCAUACUUGCAACACUUACUAACUAUCAUAAGGGGACUGUGCAGGCAAAGUAAUGUAACUCUGACUGGCAUUUUGACAGAAUUAUGUGCCCUUUUUAUACUUAGAAAAUUGAAAAUUUGGUUAAGUUUUGUGUUUAGGUCCACUUUAUUCCUACAGUAUCAAAGCUGUUGCUUUCAUACUUGCAACACUUAUUAACUAUCAUAAGGGGACUGUGCAGGCAAAGUUAUGUAACUCUGACUGGCAUUUGGACGGAAUUAUGGGCCCUUUAUACCUAGAAAAUUGAAAAUUUGGUUAAGUUUUGUGUUUUGGUCCACUUUACCCCUAAAGUAUCAUAGAUAUUGCUUUCAUACUUGGAACACUCGCAAACUAUCAUAAGGGUACAGUAAAAGAACAAGUUGCAUAACUCUGGUUGUCAUUUUUACAGAAUUAUGGCCAUUUUUUGACUUAGUAACUUUGAAUAUAUGGUUAAAUUUUGUGUUUUGAUCCACUUUACUUCUAAAGUAUCAAGGCUAUUGCUUUCAAACUUCAAAUACUUUCAUGCUAUCAUGAGGUUACUGUACCUGGCAAGUUGAAUUUUACCUUGACCUUUGAAUGACCUUGACUCUCAAGGUCAAAUUAUUAUGCCCCCCUUCGAAGAAGAGGGGGUAUAUUGCUUUGCUCAUGUCAGUCUGUCGGUCGGUCUGUCUGUCGGUCGGUCUGUCCACCAGGUGGUUGUCAGACGAUAACUCAAGAACGCUUAGGCUUAGGAUCAUGAAACUUCAUAGGUACAUUGAUCAUGUCUCACAGAUGACCCCUAUUGAUUUUGAGGUCACUAGGUCAAAGGUCAAGGUCACUGUGACCCGAAAUAGUAAAAUGGUUUCCGGAUGAUAAUUCAAGAACGCUUAUGCCUAGGAUCAUGAAACUUGAUAGGUAGAUUGAUCAUGACUAGCAGAUGACCCCUAUUGAUUUUCAGGUCACUAGGUCAAAGGUCAAGGUCACGGUGACCCGAAAUAGUAAAAUGGUUUCCGGAUGAUAACUCAAGAACGCUUAUGCCUAGGAUCAUGAAACUUCAUAGGUACAUUGAUCAUGACUCGCAGAUGACCCCUAUUGAUUUUCAGGUCACUAGGUCAAAGGUCAAGGUCACAGUGACAAAAAACAUAUUUACAAAAUGGCUGUCACUACAA